CUGCGCCUAUGCGUCUCCGUUCGCCAAGUUGUAGUGAUCUUCGCAGAGGUAGUGGCGGUGGUAGAAACAGUGAAGGUGGUGGUGGUGGCGGCAACAGCAACAGCAGUGAAGGAGACAGUGGUGGUGGUGGCGGCGGUGGUGGUGGUGGUGGUGGUGGUGGUGGUGGUGGCGGUGGUGGUGGUGGUGGUGGUAGUGGUAGUGGUGGUGGCGGCGACGGCAGCCGCGACAGCAUUUGGAGGGAGAAAUUUCGUACAUCGUGACUGAGUUAGUGCGUGUACGUGCUACCGCGCGUAUAUGCUCUCUCAUUCUCAAGAUUGCGCGCGUGUAUUGUAUAUGUAUGUAUGUAUAUUAUCGCGCGCGCGCAUUAACGGAAUUCACGAUCAGACACGCAGGGACUCUCAACAAAUGUUUAAAUGGACGCAUCGUCCAUUAUCACGCAAGUGUCGCGGGAUGACGAGCUAGGCCAGUUUAAUAAUGGGAAAGCUCAAUUACCACAAGAAAAUGAAGUGGCCAACAACAGUUCAGCCAGUGGCAAAAAGCCAAGAGGGCGUGGACUUCUGCGGUCUCUACUUUGUUGUCUUGGUAGAGGACGUGGAAGUAGUUCAAAAAGUUCAAAAACAAGUUCAUUGCAAGGUGAUGGACAUGGUUCUCCAUCCCUGAGGACUGGAUCCCCAAGAUUCCUUCUCCCACCUGUCAGACAUCAGGAUAUGCACAAGAAGUGCAUGGUGAUUGAUUUGGAUGAAACACUAGUGCAUAGUUCUUUCAAACCAAUCAACAAUGCCGAUUUUGUUGUUCCUGUAGAGAUUGAUGGGACUGUACAUCAAGUAUAUGUUUUAAAGAGGCCUUAUGUGGAUGAAUUUUUACAGAGAAUGGGUGAACUUUACGAGUGUGUAUUGUUCACUGCAAGUUUGGCUAAGUAUGCUGAUCCAGUAGCAGAUUUGCUUGACAGAUGGGGCGUAUUUAGAGCAAGACUGUUUAGAGAAUCUUGUGUUUAUCACAGAGGAAAUUAUGUUAAAGAUUUAAAUAAACUAGGACGGGAUUUACAACAAAUCAUUAUUGUUGAUAAUAGUCCUGCCAGUUACAUUUUCCAUCCAGAUAAUGCAUUUAUUUUUAGGUACCAGUGGCAUCAUGGUUUGAUGAUAUGACAGAUUCAGAAUUAUUAGAUUUAAUUCCAUUUUUUGAAAAGCUCAGUAAUGUGGAGAAUAUUUACACAGUCUUGUGCAAUAGUAAUCAUCCUUAUAAUCAAGUACCUUCGGCUGUACAAAGUAGUCCAAGCCCAGGGUCAGGUUCACUUAGUGCUUCCUAGCCCUACCUAAAUUCUAGCCAAAUAGUCAGUAUUGUCAUCGCUCAAUGCACUCUGAGGAGAAUUUUAAUUGGAAUAUUCCACAUUGCUUACUUGUUAUGUAGCAAUGGACAACCAGGUAUGACACAUUAAAUGCUGGAUUUAUAAUAUAAACAUUUAUCAAAAAAUUGUUAAAAAAAUCAAAUCAGAUGAAAAAUUGAAUUAUAUAUUAAUUAUUUUGAUAAAACAUGAUUCACAAUUGCUUUCUUUACUGAUUUCAGUUCUUUUUUUCUGAGAAAUAAUGAUACAAUAUGAUUGUUCACAAUAUCUCAAAAACAAUGAACUGAUUUAUCUAAUUAUUAAAAUAUAGUUGAUAAAAGUUCAGAAAUAUUAAUCAAAUUGAUUAUAUAACAAGACAUUUUUUUAAUUAAAUUAAAAAAAAUAUGUUUCAAAUACAAUUUAUUACACAAUGAAUUAAUGUGUAUAUUCCCGUGUUUGAUGUACUUGAGAAAAGGAGUAAAUGACAAUGGUAACAUUAUAUGAAACAUAAAAUUUGACAUUUGAUGAAUAAAUAUAUUUACAAUUGUAUAUCAUUUAAAUUUAUGUAAAGUACAUCCAAAAAUUAUUUGCACAAAAAAAUAAAUCAAAGUGUAAUAUAGAAAAAAAAAAAUCAAAUUACUUAGAGUCUUUUGAUGAGCUAUUAUAAUUUUUUCUUCUGAAUAUUCCGAUUAUUUACAAUAAUUUUGCAUUGCUUUACAACACUAUACUAAUAUUGAACUUUAAUGAGUUCUUUUUUUUUUAUGAUUAUCAUAUAUUGAAUAAAAUAAUUCUUAUUGUAUUUUAUGAGGCUGAUAAUUCUAAUUCUACAAAAAUAUAAAAUUUUCUUAAAUAUUUAAUAUUAAUAUUUAAUAUUAAUAUUAGUGAAGUUCAUUGGAAAUUUGUAUAUUUGACUUCAUUAUCAUAAAAUCAAUAGAAAUUUUUUAUAAAUGAAUAUAAAAGAUUAAAAUAUAAAUAUGUGGAAAAAUGAUAUAUACACAAAACAAAUUAUUUUUUCAUUUUUUUUAUAAAAUAAAUAAAAAAAAUGAAAUAUCAAAUCUGACGAUAUUAAUUAAUUUAAUUUAAAUGAAAACUAUGAAAAAAAUAUAUGAUAUUUUAUUCUUAUUAUUUUAAUGAUAUUAUAAUUCUAUUCCAAAGAAUCAAAGAAAAAAGAAAGAAUAAUGCAAUAGAAAUUUUAUAAGAUAAAAAAAAUAAUACAUUUGAAUAUUAUAUUAAUGCAUAUCAUUCUCUUUUUAAACAAUUGCGUCAAUGAAGCACUAUGUUAAUCAUUACAAUAUCAUUAAUAAAUUAGAAUUAUUUAAAUGUAAUUCAUAAGUGGAUAAACAUAAAAAAGUAUAUAUUUACAUUUGUAAAUACAUUUAUUAAUAGAUAGUCAACAAUUUUGUACGCUUAAUUCGUGCAUAAGAAAUGUACAAUUAGAAUCACAUUUUUAUAUCUAAACUAUCGUUAUUCAUGCUUUUUUAUUUUAUUUGUAUUGUUGAUAAUAUAUUCAUCAUUAUUAAUGAUAUAUUAAAUCAGAUUUUAUGAUAGAUUAAACCAAAUUUUAUUAUAUUAUCAUUAUUAACUUAGUUUCAAAUAUUGUAUUUUAUUAUAUUAUUUAUCAUAUUAUAUUUUUCGAAAUAAAAUUUAAUAGAAAAAAAUAAACAAUUUAAAUAAAUAUAAUUUUAUAAUGUUUAUAAAUGAAAUUUUUAUUUGUAUAUAUUAUAUGUGCUUAUUAGCUUUUAUCCCUUUCUAGUAUCGAUAUAUUUUCAUAUGAUAUGUUUAUCAUAUAGUAUAAUAUAAAAAUUUAUAGUCACAUAUUAGUCUUUCUUUUCAAAUUUUACGCAAUAUUUUGUUUUAUAUUUUAAAAUAAGAAAAAUAAGAUAUUGAUAAAUAAAAACAAGAAAAAAAUUAGUUAUAAAAUUAGUUAUAUAAAGAGUUAAUAAAUUUUAAAAUAAAUUUGUUGUUAUAUUUUAAAAUAAUCAUUAAAAUAGAGUUUAAUAAUAUUAUACAUUUAUGAUUUGAAGAUAAUUUUUUUUAGUUUUAAUUUAUUGAUAGAAUGAAAUAUAAUGAAUAAUAUAAAUAUAAAAAUAAAUAGAGAAUAAAUAGAAAUAUGAAUUCUAUUAUUCUGUUAUUUUUCUAUUAUUUCUUAUUAUUUAAUAUCAUCAUAUUACUACUAUUAUUGAUAAAAAAAUAAACUAUUAUUAUUAUAAGAUUUUAUUUCAUAUAAAAAAGGGCUAAGAUAUACAGAAAUAAUAAAGUUACAUAAUAAUAAAUCUUAAAUGCAUAAUAUUGCAUAAUGCUGCAUGUUGCAUAAUAUUAAAUGGCUUCCAACUAAAUAUUUUUUCAAUUUUUUUCUUAAAUAUUAUGUUAUAUAUUAUGUGACUAUGUAAUUAUGUAACUAACUGACAAUUGUUUUCUAUCAGAUUUUAAAGCACCUAAUACAAAAAUAACAUUAUGCACUAAAUAUAUUCCAAAUAAAUAAAAAUUAAAUAUUAUAUUGAUUUUCUUGAUAGUUUUAUAUAAAAUCAUUUUAAUAUUUAUUAUUUAAUCCAAAAUACAUAAAUUUAUCUCAACAUUAUAUAAAAAUGUUGAAUGUUUAUAUCUAGACAUUAUUUGUAUUCUUAUAUUUAUGUUUAUUAUUAUAUUUAAGAAAAAAAACGGCAUGUUAUAAAAUAUUUGUACUUAGUAAAUGUACUUUGCCGUUAUAAAAACAAAGUUAAUAAUCAUAUCCUUUUUAUUUCAUUCUUAAUAUAUAAAUUUAUUAAAAGAAAACGGGAUAUUAUAAUAAAUGAUCAUUAAUUUUUAAAAGUUUUCAAUAUAAUAUCAAUUUAAAGAAACAUACAUAAAUAAUAAUAUUUGCAAUUCUAUAAUAUAAUAUAAAAUCUAUAAUAUAAAAAGUGUUUCAUUUUUCAUUUACAUAAUGCUCAUCAAAAUGACUCUACAAAUUAUAGAAUACCUUUUCAGGAAAUAUGUGCGAAAAACACGGAAAAUUAAAGGAACAUAUAUAUAUAUAUUAUAUAUAUAUAUCAAUUAAUAUUCCAUAAAUUUUUAAUUAAAAUCUUUUUUGUAAUGCUCUCAUUUCCUGCCUGAGUGAUAAAUUUAAAGUAUAUACGAGCGAUUACAAUGCGAUUACAGUCAUGUGACAAAAUCUUGAAAAAUUAUUUCUAAGUUUUUCAUCUUAUCCCCCCCUUUUCUUUUCACAAAAAUGUUUUAUCUUUAAUACUAUAUGAUAGCAAGAUUCAAAUAUAGGAAACAUCACCAUAAUAUUGUAAAAUUUUGAUGGUUUGAAAAAACAAAUUUGGAAAAAAUCAAAUCGUUGUUUCCGACAAAGACUGUGUUCCUUAUCAGAUUUAACAUACAUGAAAUAACAGACAUCCCUUAAAUAUCCAUCACGUUGUGCUUCCGUGAUUAAAUAAUAUUAACAAUCCAGUGUAUUGCUUUUAUUGAAUGCAAUCUGUUGAAUGCUUAAAACACGUAUCUGUAGUAUUUCGUAUAAUAUUCAUACGUUUUUUUUGUCGUGUUUUAAUCUUUCCAAGCAUUUUGUUUUCUUUUAUUUUUAUAUUAUUAUUAUUAUUAAUUUUAUCAUCAUCAUUAUUAUUAUUGUUGUUAUUAUUAUUAUUAUUAUUAUUAUUAUUAUUAUUAUUAUUAUUAUUAUUAAUGAUUUAUGAUUUAUUAUUAAUUAUCAUCACCAUUAUUAUCAUCGUCAUCAUCAUUAUGGAAUUGUAACAUGAUUGUAGAUAUUGUAGCAAAACACUAAUGAUAAUGCUACAAUUUAAAUUUAUUAUUGAAAAAGUGCUCCGAGAAAAUUGUUAGCGUGAAGACGUAACGAAAAUAAUCAUGAUUAAUAAUUAUAUGUAUACGUAUAUAUAAUAUAUAAAUAUUAGGUAGAUCAAUUAAUUUGUAAUACUUAAUUGCUAUACUGCGAUACUUGUAUAACAAGGCAACGAUGUCUUCAAAUUCGUAAUUUUUCGCAUUAAAAUUUACAUAUAUAUAUAUAUAUAUAUACAUAUAUAUACGCAUACAUACAUUUUUAUUUAUAUAUAUAUAUAUAUGUGUAUAUAUAUGUAUAUAUAUAUAUAUAUAUAUAUAUGUAAAUUUUAUAUAUAUAUAUAUGUGUAUGUAUAUAAUAUGUAUAUAUACAAAAGUACAAGAAGUAUUGUUCUUAUUGGUGAACAAGGAACAUAUAAAUAAUAUAUUUUUAAUUGAAUUCACAUUUGUGCGAUUUUUUAGUUAAAUGAUCUAUUAUAUUUUAUUAUAUAAUGUUUAAUAUAUUGAGUUAUCUUGAAUUUCUUAAAAGUUCAUUUAUAUACCGGUGAUUUUUAUAAAUAAAUAUUAAAAUUAUAUUAAUAAAUUAUUAAAAUUAAUUAUUAAAUCAUUUAUAUAUAUUUCUAUGUAUUGUUUGUUUUAUGAAAUGAAUUUUUUUUAUCGAUUUAUAAUAGAUAAAAUCAAUAGAAUUUUGAAAAAACAAAAAGUAAUGGAAAUUUUAUUUCGUUAUUUUCAUUACGCAUAUAUUAUUGCAUUAAUUUGAAAUAAUUAUUGUUAUCAGUUAGAUUCGUUCCCAAAUACAGUGUUUAUUUAACUAUUAUGUCGUAUUAUAAUAGCAAUAAAAUCGCUAACAUUUUUCUCAAUGCCGAUAUGUCGUUAUUUCAUAGCAAUUUUGCUGUAAUAUAAAACAAGCAAAUAUGUAAGAAAUGAUAUACUUUUGAAAAAGAGGGGAAAAAACAUACAUGUGUGUGUGCGUGUGUGUGAAUAUUGUGUAUACAUAUGAUAUACAAGCAUGAAUGUGUAAUUUGAAAAAUAUAAACGAAGAAGAGAAGAAAAAAUAAAAAUAAUAGCGAAAAUCGUUCGCCAAGCAACAAACGCAAAAUCAAAAUUGAAAUUUUUUAUAUGCAAUCAUUUAAAUGAAAAUGAACGAAGAAGAAAGAACAGAAAAUAAAAUAAAAACGCUCGAAAUUCCAGUCGUUGUUUUGUUGCAUACUGGAUAAUUAAUAAAUUAUUGUAUUAUUAUUAUUAUUAUUAUUAUUAUUAUUAUUAUUAUUAUUAUUAUUAUUAUCAUCAUCAUUAUUAUUAUUGUUGUUAUUAUUAUUAUUAUUAUUAUUAUUAUUAUUAUUAUUAUUAUUAUUAUUAUUAUUAUUAUUAAUGUCAUCAUCAUCAUCAUUAUUAUUAUUAUUAUUUUUAUUUUUAUUUUUAUUUUCAUUUUUAUUUUUAUUACUUUUAUUAUUAUAAUACACAAUGUACAAAAACCAUUCAUCAUAAAUGGAAUGAAAUUAUUAAGAUAUAUCGUCAGUAUAGAAUGUUAAUAUAACAUGUGACUAAAAACAAAUGAACAAUGAAGAAAGAGAAAAAGAGAAAAAAAUUAAAAUGAAAAACGUGAGAUAUGUAAAAAAAAAACAUAAUUAACGAUAUUGCCUUGAUUUGUAAAUAAAAUUUAAUUACUUCCACUAACAAAAUCUCUGCGAAUAUUAAGCGGGCCGCGAUCGUUCCAUAUGGGCUCACUCUCUUCAAUUUCGUAUGUUUUUUACUAAAAAUUACAGCUGAUUUUUUAACAGUAAGAAUAUUUUGUAUAAUGAAACGUAAAUAAUAUAUAUAUGUAUAUAUUAUAUACAUGUAUUAUAUAUGUAUUAUAUAUGUAUAUACAUAUAAUAUAUAUAUAUAUAAAAUGUCGAGAUGAGCUCUAUGUAUCGUACCAGAAAAAUCAGCUAGAGUAUGUAAAUCUCCCUUCUGAUAUGUCCAGUUUGCUCUGUGAUUAUGUGUUUAAUAAAAAAAAAGCAAAAAAAUAUAUAUAUUAUGUAUAUGUAUGUAUAUAUAUAUAUAUAUAUAUGUACAUAUACACGUUUGAUAAAUGAAUUCUAAUAGUUUUUGCAUGAUCCCUCUACGAAAGCGUUCCCCAAUUCAUUAUUGUGUAUUUUAUAUAUCAUAACAAUGUUAAUAUCUGAUUAUUUAUUAAACUUUUAAAAUGAAAAUUGUAUUAA
Apis cerana (Asiatic honeybee) is the source of this 7293-nucleotide messenger RNA. RefSeq names its product CTD small phosphatase herzog (gene hzg). NCBI's taxonomy places the organism in Eukaryota, Metazoa, Arthropoda, Insecta, Hymenoptera, Apidae. Gene Ontology annotation, molecular function: RNA polymerase II CTD heptapeptide repeat phosphatase activity. The record is from RefSeq and is a predicted model, not a curated record.